Nothoprocta perdicaria is the source of this 1821-nucleotide messenger RNA. It is a transcript of the gene NTN1, whose product is annotated as netrin 1. The transcript is spliced from 6 exons. The record is from RefSeq and is a predicted model, not a curated record. Bases 1 to 1821 code for a protein of 606 amino acids. Gene Ontology annotation, molecular function: protein binding. NCBI's taxonomy places the organism in Eukaryota, Metazoa, Chordata, Aves, Tinamiformes, Tinamidae.
AUGCCGCGGAGGGGCGCGGAGGCGCAGCUCGCCCUGCUGCUGGCCGUGGCGUGGUUGGCGCAGCCGCUGCGCGGCGGCUAUCCCGGCAUGAGCAUGUUCGCCGUGCAGACGGCGCAGCCCGACCCCUGCUACGACGAGCACGGGCUGCCCCGCCGCUGCAUUCCCGAUUUCGUCAACUCGGCCUUCGGCAAGGAGGUGAAGGUGUCGAGCACCUGCGGGAAGCCACCGUCGCGCUACUGCGUGGUCACGGAGAAGGGCGAGGAGCAGCUCCGCUCCUGCCACCUCUGCAAUGCCUCUGACCCCAAGCGCGCCCACCCGCCCUCCUUCCUCACCGAUCUCAACAACCCGCACAACCUGACAUGCUGGCAGUCCGAUAGCUACGUACAGUACCCGCACAACGUCACCCUCACUCUGUCCCUUGGCAAGAAGUUUGAAGUGACCUACGUGAGCCUGCAGUUCUGCUCGCCGCGCCCCGAGUCCAUGGCCAUCUACAAGUCCAUGGACUACGGGAAGACCUGGGUGCCCUUCCAGUUCUACUCCACGCAGUGCCGCAAGAUGUACAACAAGCCCAGCCGCGCCACCAUCACCAAGCAGAACGAGCAGGAGGCCAUUUGUACCGACUCACACACGGACAUGCGGCCCCUCUCCGGCGGCCUCAUCGCCUUCAGCACCCUGGACGGCCGCCCCACGGCCCACGACUUCGACAACUCGCCCGUGCUGCAGGACUGGGUCACGGCCACCGACAUCAAGGUGACCUUCAGCCGCCUGCACACCUUCGGCGACGAGAACGAGGAUGACUCCGAGCUUGCCCGCGACUCCUACUUCUACGCUGUGUCCGACCUGCAGGUCGGCGGCCGCUGCAAGUGCAACGGCCACGCGUCGCGCUGCGUACGUGACCGCGACGACAACCUGGUGUGUGACUGCAAGCACAACACGGCCGGUCCCGAGUGCGACCGCUGCAAGCCAUUCCAUUAUGACCGGCCCUGGCAGAGGGCGACGGCCCGGGAAGCCAACGAGUGCGUGGCCUGCAACUGCAACCUUCAUGCCCGGAGAUGUCGCUUUAACAUGGAACUCUACAAGCUGUCGGGGCGCAAGAGCGGAGGUGUCUGCCUCAACUGCCGGCACAACACGGCGGGCCGGCACUGCCACUAUUGCAAGGAGGGCUUCUACCGUGACCUGACCAAGCCCAUCUCCCACAGAAAAGCCUGCAAAGAAUGCGAUUGCCACCCUGUGGGCGCCGCUGGCCAGACCUGCAACCAGACCACGGGCCAGUGUCCCUGUAAGGACGGCGUGACAGGCAUCACGUGCAAUCGAUGUGCCAAAGGCUACCAGCAAAGCCGGUCACCCAUCGCCCCCUGCAUAAAGAUCCCUGCUGCUCCCCCCACGACUGCAGCCAGCAGCACAGAAGAACCUGCAGAUUGUGACUCAUACUGCAAGGCGUCCAAGGGGAAGCUGAAGAUCAACAUGAAGAAGUACUGUAAGAAAGACUACGCUGUUCAGAUCCACGUCCUGAAAGCGGAAAGAAAUGCCGACUGGUGGAAGUUCACGGUCAACAUCAUCUCCGUCUAUAAACAAGGGAGCAACCGGAUACGGCGCGGAGACCAGACCCUGUGGAUCCACUCCAAGGACAUAGCGUGCAAGUGCCCCAAAAUCAAGCCCAUGAAGAAGUACUUGCUGCUGGGCAACAACGAGGACUCUCCGGACCAGAGCGGCAUCAUUGCGGACAAAACCAGCCUGGUGAUACAGUGGCGGGAUACGUGGGCCCGGCGGCUCAGGAAGUUCCAGCAGCGGGAGAAGAAGGGGAAGUGCAAGAAGGCCUAG